CAAAAAUGGCAAAAAAUGCGUGAUGAAAUGAAAUUCAGAGAAGAAAUUGAUUGUUUCUCGGAAAACUGACUGAACGAAGAUUAAUUUCCUUGAAUUUAGUUUUGGAAUUUGACAGUACAAUACCUAAAAUACAAAAAUAGUUGUCACGCGGUUGUGUUUAAAUUUUUAGGCUUAAAUUAUAAAAGAAAAAAUUGUUUAGUUUGUUUCUUUUUGUGAUGAUGUGCCGGUAAUUAGCUCAAAUGCAAGUGCAAAGAAAAAUUAAUGUAGUGGCUCAGCACGAUUUUGAGGACGGGAUGGAUUCAAAACUUAGCUUGAUGUCUUCGAAGGCUAUGGAGACUCGUUAUUACGAGGGCUGUGGACGCGAAGGUCCAAUACGAUGUAUAUUUUUGGGGGAAUUCCACCCUGUGGCUGGCCCAAAGAUUUCAUGCCAGUUCCCCGAAGACUAUAUUUCUAAAGAAGUCUUUGAUACAAUCAGUGCUUACAUCAUUCCAAAACCACUAAUACAAAAAAGUACCAUGACAAUAAAUGCUUUAGGUCAUAAGGUAGUUGGGUACCCAAUCAGAAUCGACAACUCCAAUUAUGACCGUAAUAUGUAUGUCUUCAAUUUAUGCUUUGUGUGCGACAGUUGGUCUAAAACAGUCCAAUAUGAACCUGUUGUUAAAAAACUUGGUGAACACCUGAGAAUCAUGGAAGAAGAGACCAAAUUUGUAUCCAGCGGUUGCAGCAAGCUGCCCACACUCCUGGCACAUCUCCUUCACGAUUUGAACAUGUACAGAAAAGCCACAAUUGUUGAAGGCGAUACAGUUAUGCACUUGAAAGUCCUGGAGGUGCGGAAGGACCCAGCGCCGGUGCACGAGCACGAUGUGCCCGUGCUGGUGGCGUCGGUGGGGCUGCCGCGGCCCGGCCGGCCGCAGCGGACCGUCCCGCCCGAGGGCGCCGAGCCGCCGAGCGAGCACCUGGACGUCGAGGACGACGAGCCGUUUGAAGUUGACCUGACUGCCGAUUGGGACCUUACUACCAGACAACUGCUUCCUUACAUUAACGGAUACAACCACGUUUCAAAAAUUGCGGCGGACACCAACGUUGAGAAGACAUUAGUGAAAUCAUGCAUCCAGAACCUGCUGUACUACGGAGUCGUUACUUUGAUACCGGUUCUGAAGUACAGCAACAUGUACCGGGCCACCCCCAAACUGAGCCGUUUAUUCGUCGAUCACGAGUUGCAGAAGUCGUGCAUCACCUUCAUCACCAACGGAUCGGACGCCAGGGAAAAGCCUGCCAUGACGGACGUGUUGGACAUCCUUUGCUCUCUGCAGCAGGGGACGACCCUGCGUGCGGUGUGCGAACGGUACUCCAACACCCCUGGCGUCGCGUUCGAUGUGCGGAGGCUGGUGGUGUUCGCUCUGCUCCACAGCCUUAUCCAGUGCCUUAAAAGAUACCCGGUGUUCGUCCGCUACACUGCGCGCCCAAAUGGCUACAACGGCCGCUUCGACAGCCUCGGCAUCCGGCGGCUGUUCACGGGCCAGCAUUGCACCGACGAGAUUUGUCUCAUGGCGCGUAUCGACCUCCCCACCCUCGAGCAGAUCAUCGAGGAUGACCCCAACGUCGCGGUCAUCUGGAGGUAACCAGGAACGUGUGUACCCGUCAAUGGACCCACUUCAUUUGCGCAUCUUUUGGAUUCGUUGCUAUGUAUGUUAGGUUAAUGUUAGGUUUCGUCCGCGACUCGCUCCCGAUGGUCCUGCUUCGUCUAUCUUCGGCUGCGACCGGCACAGACGCAGACGUGUGGGGCCGAACGUUCGCGAGAUAGGACCCCGUUCAUAAUUCUCUAAUUCCACCCACCUACCAGUUUGUGAGUGUACGCUCGCGCACGAUACGGCUGCACUUUUUCACACUGAACGCCUUGUGUGCCCGGUUUCUUUACUCAAGGACUUAUCGUUGUGUGGUUCUCUUUCUGCUCUUGUAAAGUUGGACAGGACAUGCAACCGAGAGUGCAUUCGACGAAUCCGUCGUCUAUUUCUUUCUUUCUUACAUUAGUGUUAAGGAUCACCACUAUCGAUGAUACUGUUUUGAAUUUUGAAUCCGAUAUUACCAGCCGUCGACUGCUCGACUGUACAACUAGGUAUUGCGUAGGGAGGAAGCGAGGUCGUGGAACUGUUGGUACUUUAUCCUCCAAGUCCCUCCCUUCAUCGCGGGGUGGGUAGCACGGGUGCCGAGCACUCGUGUCGCUCAUCAAGCAUCUUCAUCGUUUGAUGUAAUUUAUUUGAAAAACGUUAUAUUUAUUUUCAUCAUUGUUAUCGUUCGUCACCUUAUUUAUAAUAGUCAUUUAGGUGUAAGCGUUUAAAUGCCGUCGAUAGGCAUUUAAGGUUAGGAUAAGUCGUUAGUCGUGCUAAGAUCGUCACGCCUGCCACGUAGCUGCACAUCUUCGUUCGCA
Ostrinia nubilalis (European corn borer) is the source of this 2428-nucleotide messenger RNA. Its product is annotated as GATOR complex protein NPRL2-like. NCBI's taxonomy places the organism in Eukaryota, Metazoa, Arthropoda, Insecta, Lepidoptera, Crambidae. Gene Ontology annotation, cellular component: GATOR1 complex; vacuolar membrane. The record is from RefSeq and is a predicted model, not a curated record. Gene Ontology annotation, biological process: negative regulation of TORC1 signaling; positive regulation of autophagy; cellular response to amino acid starvation. Bases 240 to 1622 code for a protein of 460 amino acids. The transcript has 9 exons. Gene Ontology annotation, molecular function: GTPase activator activity.